AAUGAUUUUUGCGCAGGUGGUGACGCCACAGAAAUGCGGCGACGUGUACCUUUACGAUCUUCCAGCGAGCCGAGGAAGUCCAGCUCCACCCUCCAGACACGAUUCACCCUUGAACUCGAAUAACGAGCAUUUACACAACUCAGGCCGAUACACGACGAGCAGCAGGAAUUCCGUGGACAACGGUGGCGACGUGAGCGAUUGUUACGACGUGCCACCACGAGCCAUCCCCGUGAUUCCAUCGCCAGCGAGCAGUCCAAGCCCUGCACCUUCGUGCUACGACAUCCCAAGGCCGCCUACCUCCUGCACGCCGAUCUCAAACUGCUCGGGAGGAUCGGGCGUGACGCCUCUCGAUUGCUACGACGUGCCCAGGCCUCUGCAACCCCUCACCCCGAGCAGCUCGGCGUCCAGCCUUACCAACGAUGGAUCCCUCAGCGGAUCGAACCGAUCCAGCCUGGCUGCUCCGGAUUACGAUGUACCUAGAUCGCGUCUUCCAGCAUCCUCGUUACCGUCCCGGCACAAUACGCCCGUUCCCAAAACACCGACACCUCCACCCCCGCCGCAAACCCAGCAGAUCUACGACGUUCCAGUCAGCAAGGAGCUUCCUCUGGAGCUGGACUCCGCUUUGGAAGGCCUACAAAGGCUGCAGAGCGAGGCGUCCGCCGCGAUAGCGAGGCUAUUAGGAUUCGUCAGCCCCGUAUGGAGAACGCCUCAGCGAUUAGACGCCACUCUGAUGGAUCUUAGGCUCGCCGCCCUCAGACUCAGAACGUCGUUGCACGAUCUGGCUGAAUUCGCCGAAGGCACGCUUGGGAAUGCGGGGAAAGCGCCGGACAAGGGAUUGGCCACGAAGCUGCGACCGCUGGUCAAGGCUCUCCGCGAUUCCGACAAGCUGGUGCAGGAAGCCGCGACCGAGCUCGACGCGAUGGAAUGGGACGCGAGCAAGCUGUGUCGCGGGGGUGGCGAUACCCCGACACCCACUAACGGCCCGCCUUCCUCCAUCUUGCCACCGGCGCAACCGGAUCCGCUCGAUCAGCUGAUCGCGUGCGCCCGGGCGCUCACGGAAGACGUUCGUCAGGUCGCCAGUUUCAUUCAGGGUAAUUCGACGCUUCUGUUCAAACGGUCGUCGAUCAUCUCUACCGGCAGCAGCAACAAUAGCGGGGCAGGCGAGGAUUACGAUUACGUGAACCUUGACUCGAGAGAGGUGGUGGCGAAGCAACGCGAGGAAGUGAGAGCAUCCCUGCCCCAGGAGCUUCGCAGCAAUUACGAUCUGCUGGUAUCCGAGUCGGACAAUGCCACGAUUCAAAUGCCACCCACGACACCGACACCCAUGGACCCCAACGACAAACAAUUGUUGGCUUUCUAUGCCGCCCAGGUGAUCACGCAUGGCAAUCACUUGACUCACGCGAUUGACGCCUUCAUGCAGACGGUCGAGCACAACCAGCCACCAAAGGUAUUCCUAGCGCAUGGAAAGUUCGUGGUGCUGAGCGCUCAUAGGUUGGUACACAUCGGUGACACGGUGCACAGAAACGUUAUUAGGAACGACGUGAAAACACGCGUGCUAGAGUGCGCAAACGCGUUGAACGAAGCACUGAAACAGACAGUGUCGAAGACGAAACAGGCAGCUCAAUUCUUUCCAAGCGUGUCCGCCGUUCAAGAAAUGGUCGACAGUGUUGUGGACGUCUCCCACUUGGCCAAGGAUUUAAAGGUCGCGAUAAUCAACGGGGCGCAACAACCUUGAACAUCCAAAGAUCGGGUCCUAAUCUCUGACAUAAACGAGGGGAAAAAAAGGAGGAAAGAACAAAUUUGGAUAUGUACGAGCUGAAAAAGGAUUUGUCGUUUUUAUUUUGGAAAAAGAGGCUACGUUGCGUUGAAUUCACGACACCUCUGACAAGUUCCUUGGAUUGAUUGACAAUCCUAAUGAUCAAACAGUUACUAUCCAUUAGGAACGUAUACGAACUAUAGUAGAAAUGAUAAAAAAAAAAAAGGAGGAAUAAAAAAUUUGUCAUAGAUCAUGUAUUCAUUACAGAUUUGAUAGAAAGAAAAGAACGACUCAUCCGUUAGGAUAUCGCGAUGCUUAAUCAUCCAAUCAAAAGGAGAGAUAAUAUCGUGAAGAAAAAAUGAAGAAUAAAGUGACUAAACGACGAUAAAAAUUAAAAUUGAUAGAUUUGUUUGAAUAAAUACGAAUGAAUAUAGAUU
Messenger RNA from Apis florea (little honeybee), 2193 nucleotides. It is a transcript of the gene p130CAS, whose product is annotated as Serine_rich_CAS and FAT-like_CAS_C domain-containing protein p130CAS. Gene Ontology annotation, cellular component: plasma membrane; cytoplasm. Gene Ontology annotation, biological process: cell surface receptor protein tyrosine kinase signaling pathway; cell migration. Lineage: Eukaryota; Metazoa; Arthropoda; Insecta; Hymenoptera; Apidae. The record is from RefSeq and is a predicted model, not a curated record. Gene Ontology annotation, molecular function: protein binding.